AUGGAGGAGGGAUGGAAUGGGCAGCAGGGUGUUAUGCCGCUACCUCGAAAUCGGAGUGGUGGAGCCUUCUUUCGCAUACCUCUCUCAUUUGACGACUUUUAUUUCGGUGCUGCACUGCCAGCCCCAAUCAUUCGCAUUGAGCCACGUUCAUGUCCUCCCGAGUCCACACUGAAUGCCUUACUUGAGGCGAUGUCUGACUUCUUUGUCCGAAUCGUUGUAUGUUGUGUGGUGGAGCUCGUUGGAUUGAUCAUCUUUGCCCUGCCGUGGGAUCACCAAGUCUAUCAUCAUCAAUUUAAUACCAGAAUCGCAGCGACAUUCGACCUGCAGACGGAGGUGUACAGGAACUUGGCGACCCACUUUGUGGAUGUCAUCUUUGAACCGCGUUGUGGCAAUACUGAGGUUUACUUCUCUUACGCCUAUUCACACUGCAUAUACCAGGUAACCUCAAAAUUCACUUUUGAGAAGGCAAAUUUUAUUUAUUUAUUCAGUUUUCCUCAACUCCUGUAG
Messenger RNA from Hydatigera taeniaeformis, 507 nucleotides. The record is from the annotation of a GenBank genome assembly. NCBI's taxonomy places the organism in Eukaryota, Metazoa, Platyhelminthes, Cestoda, Cyclophyllidea, Taeniidae.